Spirodela intermedia is the source of this 2478-nucleotide messenger RNA. NCBI's taxonomy places the organism in Eukaryota, Viridiplantae, Streptophyta, Magnoliopsida, Alismatales, Araceae. The record is from the annotation of a GenBank genome assembly.
AUGGCUGGUGGUGCUUCCUCACUCUUCUUUGGCUCCCUUCCUGUUCACUGCCUUCUUCUGCUGUUGCUGAUGGCGGCACCGUCGGCGGUGGCGCAGCAGGGAGGCGCCCGCAACAUAAGCUUGGGGUCGACCAUGGAGUCCGGCGGGUCCGUCUGGACAUCGCCCUCGGGGGACUUUGCCUUCGGAUUCUACCCCAUCCAGCCCGCUAACGAGACCUUCCUCCUCGGCGUCUGGUUCGACAAGAUACAUGGAGAAGACCCUGGUGUGGUACGCCAACGGAGGCCAACCGGUGCGAGGGGGGUCCAGAGCCGAGAUCAAGACAGACGGCCGACUGGUUCUCUACAACCAUGCUGGCCAACUGGUAUGGGACUCGGGCGAUGCGGGCCAGGUCAACGUGGCUUACGCCGCCAUGCUUGACACCGGCAACUUCGUGCUCUGCAGCAACACCUCUGUCAUCGGAUGGCAGAGCUUCGCCUACCCCGUGGAUACCAUCUUGCCAACGCAGGAGAUUAACAGGGGCGGCUUGCUCUCCAGCCGCAGGCUGCCAUCGGACUACUCCGCCGGGAGGUUCCAGCUCCGCUUGCAGACGACCGGCGAGAUGUGCCUUAACACCAUCAACCUACCCACCAAGUUUCCCUAUGAUCCCUACUGUAACGUAAAGAUGGGCCGGCAGAUCGUCUUCAAUCAGACCAGCGGGAGGCUCGUCGUGAAGACGGACGAGGGGAUCAGGGAAGUCGUCUCUGCGGGCAUCUACACGCUGGAGAACUACUACCAGAGGGCGACGCUCGACCCCGACGGUGUCCUCCGGCUGUACGUGUACCCGAAGAGAUACUCCGGCACUCUGACCACGCCGGCGGGGACGUGGUCAGUCGCCGGCUUCUUCCCAGAUAACUUCUGUCAGGAUGUUUAUGUGAAAAUUGGGAGUGGCCCCUGCGGGUUCAACAGCUACUGCACGCUUAACAACAGCUACCCAAUCUGCAUAUGCCCCCCCGGCUACUCUCCCAUUGACCCGGCCGAUGGAAGCAAAGGGUGCAGAACUGAUUACGUGGGACGCGGUUGCAACGACGACGGCUCGCCGGCGGAAGGCAGCGAUAUGUUCGACAUGGAGCAGAUCGCCGACGCGGAUUGGCCUAUGUCCGACUACGAGCAGCUGUCGCCGGUGGACGAAGUCAAGUGCCGGAGGUCUUGCCUGGAAGAUUGCUUCUGUGCUGUCGCAAUCUACAGGAACGGAAGUUGUUGGAAGAAGAGGAUGCCUUUGUCAAACGGCCAGGUGGACGCAACGAAGGGACAGAAGGCCCUGAUCUAAGUGCCCAGGGUUAACUUGUCCUCUCCGCCCGAUACCCAACAGCCGACAGAGGGUCGUCCCCCUCCUCCUCCUCUUCCUCUUCCUCAUCCAGGCUUGUUAUGUGGGUGUUGUUAGGGUUAUCAGGAUUCAUCAACCUUUCAGUACUGAUUGCGCUCAUAGUUCUUAGCUUGUGCUCGCCACGAGGGUUGAAGAAGCUGCUGCAGUGGCAGGGGAAGAGGGAGCCAGACGCGAGAUGUCGGGGAGCGUAUAACCAUGUCCGCUCCUUCUCCUUCAGAGAGCUGGAGAGAGCCACGGGACACUUUCAAAAGGAACUGGGCAAGGGAAGCUUCGGUGUCGUCUACAAGGGGACCCUGGAAUUCAGCGGGGAGAGGACCCACAUAGCUGUCAAGAUGCUGAAGGGGUUGUCCGAAGAAGGCGAGAACGAGUUCCAGGCGGAGGUCAACGCUAUUGGCCAGAUCCACCACCGGAACCUCGUCCGGCUGCUCGGCUUCUGCGACGAGGGAUCCCACCGGCUGUUGAUCUACGAGCUAAUGAGCAACGGAUCCUUGGCGGACUACCUCUUCGCCGCCGCCGGCGGAGAGAGACCUCCAUGGGAGCAGAGGAUCCACAUCGCCUUCGGCGUGGCGAGGGGACUAGUGUACCUCCACGACGAGUGCAGAGCCCAGAUCAUCCACUGCGACAUCAAGCCCCAGAACGUGCUCCUCGACGGCGACCUCAGGCCGAAGAUCGCCGACUUCGGGUUGGCGAAGCCGCUCUACGCCAACCAGACGCGCACCCAGACGGCGAUCAGGGGGACGAAAGGAUACGUGGCGCCGGAGUGGUUCAAGAGCACGUCGAUCACAUCCAAGGUGGACGUGUACAGCUACGGCGUCCUCUUGCUGGAGAUCCUCUGCUGCAGGAGGAACGUUCCCGCAAAGGAUACCGCCGCCGAUGAGCCGAUACUGACUGACCUGGCAUACGACUGCUACAGAUACAAUCAGGUAAGCCAGCUGGUGCCCGACGGCGAAGAGGGGUUGGUGGACAUGAAGGAGCUAGAGAGGCUGGUGGCCGUGGCACUGUGGUGCAUCCUGGAUGAACCUUCUCUCAGGCCUUCCAUGAAGAAGGUGCUGCUCAUGUUGGAGGAUGAAGCGGAGGUCCCCACCCCCCCCGAAUGGAGCUCCACCCGCAAUUAA